Messenger RNA from Trypanosoma cruzi, 2796 nucleotides. RefSeq lists its product as uncharacterized. The transcript has a single exon. The coding region runs from base 1 to 2796 and encodes 931 amino acids. The record is from RefSeq and is a predicted model, not a curated record. NCBI's taxonomy places the organism in Eukaryota, Euglenozoa, Kinetoplastea, Trypanosomatida, Trypanosomatidae.
AUGUAUGAACAGGAUACGUGUUUUAGCGCUGCAAACACCCCGCUUUUUUCUCAGCUUUUUGGAUCAUCGUAUGGCCCAGGGCGGAGGUCCUGUGAGAAGGAGUCAUUUAUUUUUCCGGAGACAUGUGACGGUCCCUUUGACGGUGUUUGUCACGGUGAGACUGCACCACCGCUUCUUUCAAACAUGAGAGCCUCGGAGGCCGUCGUGACUUCUGGCGGAGACGCGGUCACUGACGAGCCCCACGCCGCCCCCACCGUGAAUGACGCUGCUUUCGUGGAGGAGGAUGAGCCCCGCACACCCGGCAGACCGAAAGUGCCGUUUCGUCAGGUGAUGCGGGAAAUUGAGCGGCGGUUUCAAGAACAAAUGGAGGUGCACCGUGGCCUUCGCGCGUCGAUGCGGCAACUGGACCUGCUCCGCGAAGAGAUUUCACUUUUUCAGACAGAACGACGUACAGCAGGUCUCGCAUCGGCAUUAUAUCAACAGUCGAUGCUAUUCAUGGAGUCUGUUGGGGCUAACGUUACGUUAGCAGCACCGACACCACAGCAACCGGCCAAAAGCAACUCUGCUUCCAUUGCCAGCCCACUACUGGAGAAAGUGCUGAAGUCAUACACGGAGGAGUGCUCCAAUAAAAAAGCACUUCGAGUUGAGGAAACUGUACCACCCAAAUCAAAAAUGAUGAGAGGAACAAUUUCAGUAGAUGUGGUUCGUCCGACAGAGGAACCGCGGCCCUACAAGCGUGUAUAUUACGUUCCCCUAGUAAAACCCCUGGAAAGCGCACGUGGCGAUGCCUCCUUAAGUGCCUCAGUCAUCUCAAGUUUGGCAAAUGCCGUCUAUUCUACCGUGUCAUAUACGGAAGAUUUUGAAAGCAGAGGUGGUGUUUCAACAGACUUACCCGUCGCCAACAUUUCCAAUAGCUCCAGCGUAGCAACGAGCAGCAUGUCCAUUAAAAACGACUCUAGUAUGAAGAACUCUUCUUCCCAAAGUGUCAAUGUGUCGACAUCGAUGGCUGAAUCUUCUUUGAUUGAAGAAGUAAAUAGUGACAUGCGUGGUCCAAUCGGGGACGAUAUAUCUCUAUUGAGCACACUGCAAGAGUUCUACAACGCAUGUGGCUCUGCUAAUCGCCUCAUGCAGGCACUUCUCGGCCCGGAUGGAGAUAUGCGGCAACUACGAAUAAAAAAUGAAGAUGAGGCCACGUUGGAAAUGAAUUCUUUCACGAAGCCCAAGGACGACGAUGAGCGUCGUGUAUGGUUGUCGAGCUUGCGACGUGAUAUAGGCGACGUCCGGAAACUUCGUCGCUUUAUUGACCAAAUGAAACGGAACAUGAGGUUUCUUGACUGUCAGCGCAAGGCGCAGGAAGCAAAGCAAAAACUUCUUGCCAAGGCACAGCGCAUUGCAAAGGCCCACCAGCGAAUGCGUCAUGACAAGAGUACGCUAUCGGACGUCAUGAAUGACAUCAUCGAUCUCAUGGAGAACGAAGCAGGGCGAAGCAGUGAUAGAGAUAUGGUGGAUGAAGUCUCUACGGCUGCAGCACUCAGCCGAAGUAGUAUUGUUGACGAUAUGGUGGAAGACAAUGUCGUAGGCAUCGCAAACGGUUCUGACCUCAUGGGUAAUGAGGUAUUUGACGAGCUGGAUGAUCAGGGAACAUGGAGCGGUGGUAAACCCGACGACGAUGAAGUGAGUAUUCCUCAAGAGGUGGUUGGUGAAUUGAGUUGGGCGACGGCGGAAAGUGAUUAUGCGAAUGCUCUGGUUGGGGCAAUUAACGUUGUUGACAUGGUAGAGGACGACGUUCCACUACCAAGUGAUGAGGGAGAGACAAGAGAAGUUGACGAGGAAAUUCCACGGGCCUCAUUGGAGGGCUCGAGCAGUGUGACGGAAGCUGUUGAUGAUGUUGCGGGGUCUUUUCUUGAUGUUUCUACCAAGGAGCAGCAAAGAAUUAGUUUGGCUUCGAAAUCUUACGAUGAUGUUGUGACCGAUUCCCCCUUCUCGGGUAUUUCCAAUUCGGAGGAUGCGGAUGUAUCAUCUGUGGUGCCAGCCUCUUCUGCCAGCUCAUUCAGUGAUUCGGUGAGUAAACAGAAAAAGGAUGAUUAUGAUAAUGAUGAAACGGAUUCCGCCGAAAGCGCCCUUGAUGCGUUGGAGCGUGACAUGCAGGAGACGGAGCCACGCCGAGUGAGGGCGCUAUUGUCAGUUUAUCCACCUCUCUUUACUCCACUAUACGCCACCGAUGAGAUGGACACAAUGGCACCUGGCAGUUGUCAAGAGGUGCCAGCGCAAACGCCAAAGUGCGAAAAUGCGGUUGCUGAGCAGCCCGUCGUGCAUCCAACAGAGUGUGAGAUGACGAGCGCGUAUGCGGUGUCGCCCCUUGGUGAUGAGACUUUGGAAGCAGCGAUACAAGUGCCGCCCACCAAUGUGCAUUCUUCAUAUGCCGCCGAUGAUCUUUUGGCUCAGUUGGAGUGGAAGGAGCGUCAGUUGGCCCUGUUUCGGCAGUUAAGGCCAAAGACUGCAUGGGAACAGGAGAGGGAAAAGGAAGGGAUUGAGGAGAAAACAACAAUGGCCACUCAAGCACCGACAGCUGUAGAUGAGAAGGCAGACUACCACUGGGGUGUUCUAGAGACUCUCCUGCAGUGCCGGUUUACUUGUGCCGAAAAUGAACCCCUUGAUGAUGAUGAUGAUGAUGUUAUGUUGGAUGAAAAUGCCAAUGAGAGUAGCUGGACCGAUGCCUAUAAUGGCAAUUUUGUCCAAACCAACUCUGAUGCGGAACUCUCAGCGGAUGUAGAAUAUUCUUCACAGGCUGUCUGA